Molecule: messenger RNA, 1739 nt
Organism: Suillus subalutaceus
Lineage: Eukaryota; Fungi; Basidiomycota; Agaricomycetes; Boletales; Suillaceae
Exons: 7
Coding region: 214-1413 (399 amino acids)
Source: RefSeq, a predicted model, not a curated record
GAAAUUCUGUAAACAAUGGUCUUAUUGUGCGCUGGAGUGAGAAGCACCCUUGAACUUGAUCGUCAUCGUUUCAACAACUAAUCCCCCACAGUCCUUUCUGGUUCUUCUUUCUUUAUUGGUCGACUGCCACAGACUGCCAUCUGUUCAUAAAUUGUCUCGUCUACACACUCACUCAAUCGCCGCUCAUUUCUGUUAAAUUAUCGACGACUCCUCAUGGAUGCACACGGUACUCGAAGGGAUGACUUAGGAAACUUAAUUGGUGGAAACAAUGAUCCGACCUCUGGCAGCACAGGAUCAUCUGGUUCGGAAUCGGACCCCAACGAGAACCCUUUUGGUGUAGUUGGUAGCGCUUUCAGCAGCAUAUUCAAUGGCGGGGCAACUACCACUUCUACCUCUUCCGUCACUACUGGCCUAACAUCCAGUUCUAGUAGUACUUCCACCCCCUCCACAAGUACACCUUUGACAACAUCUACGUCGGUGUCCACACCGAACUCCACACCGAACUCCACACCUACGCCUACACCCCCAUUUAUACCCAUACCCAUACUCACACCCACAUCCGCAUCUUCCGCAUCUCUGAUUGUUCUUACUUCAACUUCUGGCACCAGCAUUGUCUACUUGACAAGUACCGCGUCCACUUCAGCGUCUGCCACUGCUGCAGCUCCUCAGUCAUUCUUGCAGAACAAGCCUCUGGAGGGCGGAGUAUUCGCCUUAGUUGGAAUCGUGAUCAUGAUCAUGAUCUUUGUUGUCAUCACGUACACCAUCCGUCGUCGUCGGCGCAGUCGCUUUGAGAACGACAUCGCCGAUAAUAUCACGUUCGACCCGGCCGUGACUGAGCACUACGGAGAUGAGGAGAAGGGAAAGAACACCUUUAACAAAAGUAGGCUUAGUGGCAGUUCCUCAGGUCAUGGCCAUGGCUUUGGAUACGGUCCCCAGCUUGCAUAUGCGCAACCGGCCGUUCCUCAGUACGGUUACUACGGCUCACAAGGAUAUGAACAGCAGGCAGCUGCUUAUCGUGUUCCUCCCACUCAAGGCCCCGUCUAUAACCUCGACAGUGCAGUUAAUACGGAUGGUGCAGCAAAUACGAGUGGUGCAGCAAAUACUGGUGGCGGCGUUGAUUCUGGUGGAGCGGCCGAUACGGUUGGUUCAGUCAGUACGGGUGGUGCCAACCUUACUCGCAAGUAUUCAAACCGAAAACCUGUUCCACCUCUCCUGCCAAAUCCCGUCUAUGAUCCAUCUCAAUCUCCGGUUCUUCCCUCGCACUAUUACAUGCAGAACCAGGAUGCUCCGGUCUCACCAAUCUCUCAAUCAAUGAACCUUUCUGCACCUCCCGGUGAUCUGAUGACUCCUGUGCCUCCUGAUGACAUGGAGGACGACCCUUACACAGGAAUGUUCGAGGUUGUCGACCACUAAAUAUACCCUAGUGAUGAUAUCCUUUUUUUUUUCCCGAUACCUUUUUCCGUGCAAGUGGCAGCUGCUUUGUUGGUUUCCCAUCCGACUAUGCUCCCUUACCUUCAGAUUGUUUUGAGCAGCGCUCGUGUUUCCGUUUUUUAUAAUUUCAAUUAAUCCAUCCUGAUGUGCUGUGCUCAUCAGAUGCUGUUUUUUUAUUCUUGUGGAGCUAUCAUGAUGUAUGCAUAGGGUGACUGGUCACCCCUUCCAGAGCGCCAUUUGUUGUCAUUGUAUCUAUACUUUUUCUUCUUGAUGUUUGCAUGAAUUAAAAAGUUUUAGAGAAUAUUGGC